This is a messenger RNA of Hibiscus syriacus, 386 nucleotides long. RefSeq names its product protein EMSY-LIKE 3-like. Gene Ontology annotation, cellular component: nucleus. The transcript is spliced from 3 exons. Lineage: Eukaryota; Viridiplantae; Streptophyta; Magnoliopsida; Malvales; Malvaceae. The record is from RefSeq and is a predicted model, not a curated record. Gene Ontology annotation, biological process: defense response to fungus. Bases 125 to 355 code for a protein of 76 amino acids.
ACAUCAGCUUCAUUUACCAUGGGUGAACCAUCCCCUGCAUUGCAUCCGUCUAUGCAAAAACCAUCUUCAUCAGCCUCUAUGUGGCCUUCCAUCAGGAGAAAAGGGCAAGAAGUCAAAAUCUUUGAUGCAACACCCUUCUAGAGGCCUUCCUGGAAGGCCCCAGGUUCCUAACUGUACUUCUUCAGGGGCAUUUGCAUCAAAUGAACCUGCUGAAGCAUCACCAUAUGAUCCAUUAAUUGGAAGGAAAGUUUGGACAAGGUGUCCUGAAGACAACCAUUUCUAUGAGGCCGUUAUAACAGACUAUAACCGAAUUGAGGGGCGACAUGCUUUGGUUUAUGAUAUAAAAAUUAGCUGAUGAACCUGCGAAUGGGUCAAUCUCAAAAGAG